Molecule: messenger RNA, 1481 nt
Organism: Anolis carolinensis (green anole)
Lineage: Eukaryota; Metazoa; Chordata; Lepidosauria; Squamata; Anolidae
Product: retinol dehydrogenase 12
Exons: 7
Coding region: 51-1019 (322 amino acids)
Molecular function (GO): oxidoreductase activity
Source: RefSeq, a predicted model, not a curated record
CGUGUUCCAAAAGCAUCCUCCGGGCCGAGCGCGCGGCAGGAGCCUCUGAGAUGCAAGACUUCCCGGGAUGCGCCCUCGCGCUGGGCCUCGCGCUCGCCCUCCCUUUGCUGGGCCUCCUGGCCGCGCCUUAUAUCAGGAAGUAUUUUGCAGGAGGCAAAUGUACGUCUACAGCGAAGCUGAAUGGGAAGGUUGUAGUGAUCACAGGAGCCAACACAGGCAUCGGGAAGGAGACUGCCAAAGACCUUGCAGGAAGAGGUGCUAGAGUCAUUCUUGCUUGCAGGGAUAUGGAAAAAGCAGAGGCUGCAGCCAAUGAAAUCCGGACCAAGACAGGGAACCAGCAAGUUAUUGCAAAGAAAUUAGAUUUAGCAGAUACCAAAUCCAUCCGAGAAUUUGCUGAGAAUUUCCAGGAAGAAGAGAAAGAACUUCACAUCCUCAUUAACAAUGCUGGAGUUAUGAUGUGCCCCUAUUCCAAGACAGUGGAUGGCUUUGAAAUGCAGUUUGGAGUCAAUCACCUUGGGCCCUUUCUUUUAACAUUUCUACUGAUUGAGUGCCUGAAGCAAUCUGCACCAUCCCGAAUAGUCAACGUGUCCUCCUUGGGUCAUCGUAGAGGGAGUAUUCACUUUGAGAACCUCCAAGGCGAGAAGAGCUAUAACGGGAAUAAGGCCUAUUGCAACAGCAAGCUGGCGAGUAUCCUUUUUACCCGGGAGCUGGCCAGACGACUGCAAGGUACCAGAGUUACAGCCAAUGCUUUGCAUCCAGGCGCUGUUAUCACUGAAUUGGUCCGUCAUUCCGCUAUAAUGAUUUUUUUGGGAAAGCUGCUGACCUUCUUUUUGAAGACAGCUCAGGAAGGAGCCCAGACCAGUGUCUACUGUGCGGUGGCAGAGGAGCUGGAGUCAGUGAGUGGGAAAUAUUUCAGUGACUGUAAACCAGCCUACAUAUCGCCUGAAGGACGUGAUGAUGAAACAGCAAAGAAGCUUUGGGAUGUCAGCUGUAAACUCUUAGGCAUCCAGUGGGACUAAAUCGUGGAUGGCUCUUAUCUUUGGCAGAGCUGAAGCCCAAAUAUCUCAUGCUCACUCAAGACAUAGAAAAAUGGAAGCGUUUAAGGAUUUAGACAUGUAGGGUUGUUUCUGUCUGAGUUUGUGUACAAGAUGCUUGUUUCUAACUGAAGAAUAGUGUCUAAAGAAUAGUGUCUAAAGCACAAAGACUUGGAAAACUUCUGUUGGUAUGAUUUUCAAACCCAACACAUCUAUAGGUAGGGAAUAUUUUCCCUGAUUUUUGGUUAGGUCUGAUCAAAGAAGAGUUUUGUCUCUAAUGGGCUAGUGAUCAAAGCAUACAUUUUUUUUCUUGAGGAGCAGGCAAGAUUUACAGAAAGUUAGGAACCAGGGUGGAGCUGUCUUCAGGGGUCAGAGGUUUCCUGCAUGUGUUGUUGGCAUUCUUUAACCCAUAAAGAGCAGGGUUCUUCAAUAAAGGAGUAAUGCUUA